GUUGAGAAGAAACUCAUUUUUUUUUCUCUUGCUUAUUUUCGCUUGGCAGACAGAGAAUGCGGUUGUAUUUCGGUAAAAGGCAAAACAAAUGUCUGUGCAACAGUGCAAAAUUAAAUUCUAACCUUCCUGCUCUUGCUGCUGCAUGACUGGACAUUCAAAUGGGAAAAUGAUAAGAUUUGCCUAUGCAUCUAUGUAUCUAAUCUCUUCCCUUUCCCCAUCAUCGUCAUUCGAUCACUUCUUCCCGCUUUUCUUACAAAAGAGGGGGACUUGAUCUUUGAGCGACCUUGAUUGACUGCAAUCAUGGCGGCAAUGCCAAAGCCUACAUUGAAAGGCGCACAGGUUUCUGUGUUGCUUGGAUCUCAAUGGGGCGAUGAAGGAAAAGGAAAAUUGGCAGAUAUUUUAAGUUUGGAAAUGGACGUUUGCGCUCGUUGUGCGGGUGGAAAUAAUGCAGGUCAUACGAUCGUAGUGAAUAUGGGACCUGAAAAAGUCAAAACCACUUUUGACUUUCAUUUAUUACCUUCCGGUUUGGUCAAUCCACGUUGUGCGGGUUUCAUUGGUUCAGGUGUUGUCGUUCACGUUCCAUCCUUUUUUGCCGAAUUGGACGCUCUCGAGAAGAAAGGUCUCAACUGUGAUGGCCGUUUGUUCAUCUCUGAUCGUGCUCAUCUCGUCUUUGAUUUCCAUCAAGUUGUGGAUGGAUUGAAAGAAGUCGAAUUAGGCGGAAGCAGUAUCGGUACAACAAAAAAGGGAAUCGGACCGGCUUAUUCUUCCAAAGCAUCUCGUUCAGGUUUACGUGUUCAUCAUUUGUACGAUUAUGAGCUCUUUGCUACAAAAUUCCGUAAAUUGGUCGAAGGUCGUUUUAAACGUUACGGUCAUUUCGAAUAUGAUACCGAAGGUGAAAUCGCUCGUUAUCGUGCUUUUGCUGAACGUUUGAGACCUCACAUCGUUGAUGGUGUAACAUUUAUCCAUACAGCUUUGGCAAACAACAGAAAAGUGUUGGUUGAAGGUGCAAAUGCAUUAAUGUUGGAUCUUGACUUUGGUACAUAUCCAUUCGUUACAAGUUCAUCAACAAGUGUUGGUGGUGUUUGUACCGGAUUGGGUAUCCCACCUCAAGCGAUCGGUGAAGUGUAUGGCGUUGCAAAAGCAUACACAACCCGUGUUGGUGCUGGACCUUUCCCCACUGAAUUACUCGAUGAUACCGGAAAACACUUGCAAGAAGUUGGUGCUGAAUGGGGUGUUACAACCGGUAGAAGGAGACGAUGUGGUUGGUUGGAUCUGGUUGUUCUUCGUUAUUCAUGCUUGAUCAACGGUUACACUGCUUUGAAUUUGACCAAAUUGGACGUCUUGGAUCAAUUGGCUGAAGUCAAGGUUGCAGUAGGCUACAUUGUCAAUGGCAAGGAGUUGACAAGUUUCCCGGCUGAUCUGGAAAUCUUGGCAAACGUUCAAGUGAAAUAUGAAACUUUACCAGGAUGGCAAAGCGACAUCUCCAAAGUCACAUCGUUUGACAAAUUGCCCGUCAACUGUCAGCGUUACGUUGAGUACAUUGAGAAAUUCUUGAAUGUUCACAUCAAAUGGAUCGGUGUUGGACCAGGUCGUGACUCAAUGAUCGUUCGUUAA
Molecule: messenger RNA, 1614 nt
Organism: Meira miltonrushii
Lineage: Eukaryota; Fungi; Basidiomycota; Exobasidiomycetes; Exobasidiales; Brachybasidiaceae
Product: Adenylosuccinate synthetase
Exons: 1
Coding region: 301-1614 (437 amino acids)
Biological process (GO): IMP metabolic process; 'de novo' AMP biosynthetic process
Cellular component (GO): cytoplasm
Molecular function (GO): adenylosuccinate synthase activity; GTP binding
Source: RefSeq, a predicted model, not a curated record